Messenger RNA from Canis lupus familiaris (dog), 3995 nucleotides. It is a transcript of the gene BROX, whose product is annotated as BRO1 domain and CAAX motif containing. The record is from RefSeq and is a predicted model, not a curated record. Bases 172 to 1407 code for a protein of 411 amino acids. The transcript has 13 exons. NCBI's taxonomy places the organism in Eukaryota, Metazoa, Chordata, Mammalia, Carnivora, Canidae.
CUGCCGCCUCGGUAGCUGUCAUGGCGGCCCGGGCCACGUGACCGCGGCUCGGCGCAGGCCGCUCGGGCUCGGCCUCCCUCCCCUUCUCGUCCGCCGACUCGGAUCCUGCCUUUCUUCCCUCCGGAAGACGGCCGCACCGACUCCCGAGAAACCCGGAGACAGCUGGAGAAAAUGACACAUUGGUUUCAUAGGAACCCAUUAAAAGCCACAGCUCCCGUUGCUUUUAACUACUAUGGUGUAGCUGCUGGUCCUGCCGCUUCAAAAAUUUGCAGUGACUUGAGAUCAUCCAGAGCACGACUGCUCGAACUCUUCACUGAUUUGAGCUGUAAUCCAGAAAUGAUGAAGAAUGCAGCAGAUUCCUAUUUUUCACUUUUACAAGGUUUCAUAAAUUCAUUGGAUGAAUCUACCCAAGAGAGCAAGUUACGAUAUAUUCAAAAUUUCAAGUGGACUGAUACAUUACAAGGACAGGUUCCAAGUGCCCAGCAGGAUGCUGUUUUUGAAUUAAUUUCCAUGGGAUUUAAUGUAGCUUUAUGGUAUACCAAAUAUGCUUCAAGACUGGCUGGAAAAGAAAACAUAACAGAAGAUGAAGCAAAAGAAGUCCAUCGAAGCCUAAAAAUUGCAGCGGGGAUUUUUAAACAUUUAAAGGAAAGUCAGAUCCCAAAGCUUAUUACACCUGCAGAAAAGGGGAGGGACUUAGAGGCACGACUUCUAGAAGCUUAUGUUGUCCAGUGUCAGGCUGAAGCUCAAGAAGUAACAAUUGCUCGAGCCAUUGAACUGAAACAUGCUCCUGGGCUUAUUGCUGCCCUGGCAUAUGAAACUGCCAACUUCUAUCAAAAAGCUGAUCAUACUUUAUCCAGUUUGGAGCCUGCUUAUUCUGCUAAAUGGAGAAAAUAUCUUCACUUGAAAAUGUGUUUCUACACAGCUUAUGCUUACUGUUAUCAUGGUCAAACUUUGUUGGCUAGUGAUAAAUGUGGUGAAGCAAUCAGGUCUCUCCAAGAAGCAGAAAAAUUUUAUGCAAAGGCAGAAGCAUUGUGCAAAGAAUAUGGAGAAACCAAAGGACCUGGGCCAACAGUCAAACCUUCAGGACACUUAUUCUUUAGGAAACUUGGAAAUCUUGUGAAGAAUACCCUCGAGAAAUGUCAGAGAGAAAAUGGAUUUAUUUACUUUCAAAAAAUUCCAACAGAAGCCCCACAGCUGGAACUCAAAGCAAAUUAUGGUCUCGUAGAGCCAGUACCUUUUGAAUUUCCUCCUACAAGUGCACACUGGACACCAGACACACUGGCUGCAUUUGAUCUCACCAAAAGACCCAAGGAUGACAGUACCAAAUCCAAACCAGAAGAAACGGUGAAACCUGUGAAAGAGCCAGAUAUCAAACCUCAGAAGGACACAGGGUGCUCCAUCUCCUAAAGUACAUUGAUAAAAUGUGCACUUUGAAUUUCUCUACUAGUGGAUGAGAUAAACCGUGGAAGUUCAGUUCCUAUUUCUUGAAGUGUUUUGUCUGAAGCCUGUAGAAUGAUUUAGUACAUUCAGAGGGAAUCUGCCUUCAGUUUAUUUGUUCUUGAUUUUUAAUAUAGUAGAGAUGUCUCAUGCUUUGUUUCCAGACUCCUUUUCAAUCAGGACAACAUGUAAGGAUUUUAUUGUGCAUAUUAGGUUGAAGGGCAUAUUAGGUUGUUGGUUUUUGUCUCCGAACUCUGGGUAGAAAUAAGUUUUGGUUAAUGUAUUACAGGCCAGAAUCAUGUGGUUUCAGGUAUCUUUUUCUGUCUUCACACACAAAAGUUUAUCAUCUUUUGACACCAGAAGAAUGACAGGAGUUGGUUUUUCAGAGUUUUUCCCCCCUCACCAUUAUGUUGUCUCACAGACUUGUUAUGUUCUGAGUCCAUUAUCUUUUCUGGUGGGAAAAUCAUUUACAGUUAAGGAUCAGAAAAUCUUCAUACCAAAUUCCUUACAUAUGUAAGAAGCUAUAAUUUGUUCCAGUAUCACUGUUCAUAGGUAUUUUGAGGCCAUUUAGGAACUUACUCCAGGGGUGCCUGGCUGGUUCAGUGGGAGGGAGCAUGUGACUCUUGAUCGUGGGGUUCUGAGUUCAAGCGCCAUGUUGGACAUAGAGGUAACGUAGAUAAAUAAAUGAAUCUUAAAAAAAAAAAAAAAUACUCCUCUUCUGGUAGCCCUGCACUUUAUUUCAGUCUCAAUAAACAUAUAGUGAUUUUUACAGCUACCUUUCCUAAUGGGUUUUUUUCAUUUAGAGGACAGAACUUUGUGAUAGCUCUUAACACAGGAUGAAAAUGUUUUUGCAGAAGUGAGAUACUGCAUGAUGUGAAGAAGAAACUUUAAACCUAAAUGAGAUAGGUUGUCCUGAGUUACACUGGUAACUGCAUUUUGAUAACAGAAGUUAUGGUAAAAUGCCUUCGUUACCUGACUUCAGUGUGCAUUGUUUAUAUAUGGCUUUCUAAUAGAUAUGUAUACAUGUCCUAUCCUAAUCGUAUUGCUUUAGGCCAAAGGUCAUGACAAAAUAAGAGCAGACAUACAGUAUGAUCUAAAAACUGUACAAUCUGAAAUGAUUAGUUUAGCAUAUACAUGCAUUUGGGAAAUAGUGGAUGCAUAAUACUAUAACAAAAGUCACACACUUGUAGGUUUAUCUUUUGAUGAUUCUUCUGAGUGUUAUCUAAUUUUUCUAUCAUUUCCAAUCCUAACAGAUUGGUUCACUUAAUAGAGAUAAUAGUAGUAUAUAUUGGGAGCUUACUAUGUGCCAGGCCCUCUGCUAAACACAUAAGUAGAUAAACCAGGGAUCCCUGGGUGGCGCAGCGGUUUGGCGCCUGCCUUUGGCCCAGGGCGCGAUCCUGGGGACCCGGGAUCGAGUCCCACAUCAGGCUCCCAGUGCAUGGAGCCUGCUUCUCCCUCUGCCUGUGUCUCUGUCUCUGUCUGUCUCUCUCUCUCUCUCUCUGUGACUAUCAUAAAUUAAAAAAAAAAAAAAAAAAAAAAAAACCUGUUUAAGUAGAUAAACCAUUGAAUCUACACAGCAGCCCUGUGACAAAUAAGUAAAAUCUGCAUAAAGUGCUGAAAUAAACAUUUCAUGAUGAAUAAAUAGGGGCGCCUGGCUGGCUGAGUUUGGUGAAGCAUAUGACUCUUGAUCUUGGGGUCAUGAGUUCAAGUGCCACGUUGUCUAUAGAGAUUACAAAAAAAAAAUACACUUAAAAAAUAGAUUAUGCCUAACUGAAUCAAUAUUGUGUUCAAAUAAAUGAUCACUUAAAUCCUAGUUUUCACUCUUGAAAAUACAUAGAAUCAGUGAGGGUUUUUUUAAAAUGUAUGGAAAUGCUAGUUACCCCUUACUGUAUAACGUAUAAUAUUUGAAGCUGCGGAUUAUAAGUGAAAUAAUAACUGGACAGACAAUUAAUUUGUUUUGCUGUGUAUAGAAAAAUUUUAAUUAAAUUUCACCAUAUUUUGUGUGCUACUACAAAAUCAUUGGUUUGCUGUAUGCCAUUUACUGACAAAACUUUAAACGAUACUUGAUGCCAGCUUGUUGCUCUUGGCCUAUAGGACCUAUUUAUCUUGGAUACUAGUGUUUAUUAACCUAGUUCACUAAAGUUUCACAUUGACAUUUUUGUGACUUAUACUACCAUAUAUGGAAUGAAACCUUGUCAUAUGGUCAGUGCUUCUGUAAAAUGCAGGAAAUACUGGUAUUACUUUAAAUCAGUAAUUGGCAACUUGCCCCUGAGCAAGUAAUAGUAUGUUGACUCAGCAUAAGUGACGCUUUGUGACUAGAAUCCCCCAGUAUUUGUCAUAUUCUUUAAAAUGGUGUUGGAAAUUUUGGGAAGUUAACAAAUGUAAAGCAGUUGCAUGAAGGCUGUAGAGGAAUGUAACUUUGUGUUAACUAUGCAUACAUUUCAUACUUCGUUUGAACUGGAUAAUGACAGCUAACAUAACUCUGCUAAAAGUGGUGUUUGUAUAAUGAAUUAUCUUUUUAUUUAUGAAAAUAAAUCUUAAUUUUACUUACAGUUUCA